This is a messenger RNA of Cuscuta europaea, 1877 nucleotides long. The record is from the annotation of a GenBank genome assembly. Lineage: Eukaryota; Viridiplantae; Streptophyta; Magnoliopsida; Solanales; Convolvulaceae.
GUCCGAUUGCCACGUGUCUAACUACUCCAAGAACAGCAAAUGACGGGAAGGCGGAGUAAUUGCAUCCGCUUAACAAAAAUACGGAGUAAUAAUAAUACGGAGUAAAACUAUUCAGAUAAUCAGAUUCGAGGACCGAGGAUCUUGGAAACUCACCCGAGCAGAGAGGAUCGACUCAUCGACAUCCACGAGGCGACGAACCGUCACGAACGACAAGUCGCCGACGGCCGACGCAGCGACGCUUGGACGCCUGCCAUCAUCGGUGCUCAGUGGCCUAAGCCUUUUGGUGCGCUGCACGCGGCACGCCUGCUGCCUCGCUUUACUUCUCGGGAGUUCUGGAGACUGAUCCUCCCAGUUGAGAUCUGCUGUCUCUUCCGCGCUUCUCAACAAUUUUAUUCCACAAUUUUACUCUCCUUACUGUAAGAAAUCUCAAAGAUGAGCUGGUGGUGGGCCGGAGCUAUUGGCGCUGCCAAGAAAAGGAUUGACGAAGAUGACGUACCACGGAAGCACCAGAGUGUGGCUCUCAUUAUCGGCGUCACCGGUAUAGUCGGCAACAGCCUUGCUGAAAUCCUCCCACUUGCCGACACACCUGGUGGCCCUUGGAAGGUUUAUGGUGUCGCCCGCCGCCACAGACCAGCCUGGAACUCUGAUCACCCAAUCCAAUACGUCCAGUGUGAUAUCUCCGAUCCGGAUGAUGCCAAUUCAAAGCUUUCCGUUCUCACUGACAUCACUCACGUCUUCUACGUAACAUGGACGAACAGAUCCACCGAAGUGGAAAACUGUGAUGCGAACGGGAGAAUGUUCAGGAAUGUUCUCAAUGCAAUCAUCCCCAAUUGCCCUGAUUUGAACCACAUCUGCUUGCAAACGGGUAGGAAGCACUACUUGGGUCCGUUUGAGUUGUAUGGUCAAGUUGCUCAUGACCCGCCCUAUGAUGAGGAUUUGCCCCGAUUGGAAGCACCCAAUUUUUACUACACCCUUGAGGAUAUCCUAUUCGAAGAGGUGAAAAAGAAGGAAGGACUAACAUGGUCUGUUCAUCGCCCUGGCACGAUCCAUGGCUUCUCUCCUUACAGCAUGAUGAACAUCGUUGGAACUCUCUGUGUCUAUGCGGCCAUAUGUAAGCACGAGGGAGUCCCAUUGAGAUUUCCCGGUGUGAAAGCUGCCUGGGAAGAGUAUUCCGAUUGCUCUGAUGCAGAUUUAAUUGCAGAGCAAGAGAUAUGGGCAGCUGUGGAUCCAUACGCGAAGAAUGAAUCUUUCAAUGUGAGCAAUGGAGAUGUGUUCAAGUGGAAGCAUUUCUGGAAGAUUCUGGCUGAACAGUUUGAUGUGGAAGCUGGAGAAUUCGAGGAGGGGAAGAGGUUGAGUUUAGUGGAGGUCAUGAAGGAGAAAGGGGCUGUUUGGGAGGAGAUUGUGAGAGAAAAUGAGUUGUUGCCUACGAAAUUAGAAGAGGUUGGUGUGUGGUGGUUUGUGGAUCUUAUCUUGGGUGGAGGUUGUCCACUAGAUACCAUGAACAAGAGCAAAGAACAUGGGUUUUUGGGAUUUAGGAAUUCCAAGAAGGCCUUUGUUUCUUGGAUUGAUAAGGUGAAAGCUCUCAAGGUUGUUCCUUAGCUACUUGGUCACUAUAUGUGGGUGCUCUUGUGGUUUUGUGUUUAUUUGUACCAUAUUUGUGGCAAAAUAUUGUUCUUUAUGUAAUGAUGCUUUUUGAAUAAAUGGGCAAUAAUACUUGCAUCUUCUUUGUUAAUCAAGCUUAAAAUGUUUACUUUGCUGAUCAAGAAUAAAUAACAUUUAGCGUAUUUAUUUGGCUGAAAUUGAUUUUACCAUAGUACUUUGCGUUUUUUCUUUGAAAGUUCAGGAUAUUUGGCCAUUUAUCAAGAAUACAUAUGUUU